CGUUGCUGAGGCAGGGCAUGGAGGGAGAAGCUCAACUAAAAAGUGGUGGAGAGGAGCUCUGCUGUACAUCCUUCUGGCUGUCCCAAACGCUGGGGACCAGCUUCUCCAGGCUGAAGGAGACAACUCUGGUCCAGGAGGAGGCCCCAGCAAAAAUGCCCGGCGCCUGAGGUCCACAUCAUGUACUCAUACAGCUGCCAGCCACCCGGGGAUGGCCUCUGGCCUGCGCUGCAGCCCCUCACCUACACCUACCUGCCCACCCCUCUGCUGCUACCCUCAAUCCAGAGCCACAAUUUCUGCAGCCGGCCCCCCAGCCUGAGCGUGGGUGAGUGGGCGGCCCCGCGGGAGUACCACCUUUUCUACGGGCCGCGCACGCCCCUGGCGGCCGCGCCAUCCUGGUGGGCCUUCCCCCAGGCCUACGUCGCCGCCCUGUGCCCGCCGUUCCCCGCGGCCGGCUACGCGGGGCCGGCGCUGCAGCUGCCCUCGGCGACGGGGACCGCGGAGGCCGAGAGCUGGGUGCCGUGGCCCGAAGGCGGCAGCCUGCACGCGGAGCUGCGCUGGGGCCUCCUGGAGCGCGCGCUGGGCCCACGCCUGCAGCUGCCCGACUUCGUGCGCCGAGAACUGCGGCGCGCGUACGGCACGUUCCCGCAUACUGACGUGCGUAUCACCUACCGCCGCGGCGAGUUCCUGCUGCAGGUCGCGCCGCGUGUGCGCGAGCCCGAGUACCGCGUGGAGAGGCGCCUGUUUCGCCGGCCCGCCAGCGGCGGCGGCGACUCCGGCAGCCGGAACAGCAGCCCAGCCCGUGAAACCGCGGAGCGCGGCCUUGGGAAGAGGAGAAAAGGCCUGAGCUGAGGGAGCCAGCUGAAGAUGCACGCGGCUCUCCUUCCCUGCGCCUCCCGCUUUUGGCGGGAGGGAAGCGGAGAGGCCUCGCCGCUUGUGCACCCGAGCCAAGGGCACUUGUCGUUUUGCUUUUUUACCGAGACCCGGGUACUGCCCCCUCCCCACCCCCGCUCCCCUCCUGUACAUUUAUUGAUGGGCGGUGGGGGAAGGGCAAGAAGAGAUGACGUACUUCCUUUGGUAUUCUGUUCCUCUCUCCUUCAAGACCGGCUUAGAGGAAGGGCCUGGACCGUUUUUUCCCCCCUCCCUCCUCCUCCUCACCUUUCCCCCGUCCCCCAAAAGCCUGCGCUGCGGCAAGCCCCAACUUUGCCUUUCUUCCUCUCUUCUCCUCAGCAGAGAUCCCUCCACAUCUCCUCCCCAAGGUCAGGGCCCGUGAUCCCCAGCUUGUAUAGAAAACCAAAUAAACGAAUGAAGG
This is a messenger RNA of Choloepus didactylus (southern two-toed sloth), 1309 nucleotides long. RefSeq names its product chromosome 15 C10orf95 homolog (gene C15H10orf95). NCBI's taxonomy places the organism in Eukaryota, Metazoa, Chordata, Mammalia, Pilosa, Megalonychidae. The transcript is spliced from 2 exons. Bases 178 to 849 code for a protein of 223 amino acids. The record is from RefSeq and is a predicted model, not a curated record.